AUGGCUCUCCGGCAGCUUUACACUCUCUCCGUGGCACUGUUGUGGGGCUGCAUGGUGUCCUCCUCCUACCACACCACAGUUGCUCCCCCACAAGACCUUCAGAUUACUGAUCCUGGACUCUUAGGUUCUCUUGAUAUAGAGUGGAAACCUCCACUCAAUGUACAAACCUUCAAUGAAUGCACAGUAAAAUACAAGUUUGAGUACCGCAACACUGGUGACAGAGACUGGAAGGUUAUUUUUACUAGGAAGCUAAAAUUCAGAGUUGGAUUUGACCUCAGCAGGACUGCUGAAGUGAAGGUACAGACUCUGCUCGAAGGACGGUGUACUGAUGACGUGGAGGUGCAAAGUGACUGGAUUUAUGCUACCUUUCAGGUCCCAUUGCAAGGAAGACUGGAAUCAGAGGUUCAGAAUUUCCACUGCGUCUAUCAUGACUGGGAAUACCUCAAAUGCACUUGGCAACCAGGCCUCCUUGCUCCUCGCGGCGUACAUUAUGGACUAUAUUAUUGGUAUGAGGGGCUGGACCACGCAGUGCAGUGUGAUGACUAUAUUCAGGAUCACGGUAUAAACAUCGGUUGCAUGUUGCAAAAUCUGAGCCAGGCAGAAUAUAAGGAUCUGAGCAUUUGUGUCAAUGGUUCGGCGCCAGCCACUCUGCUACGGCCGUUGUACAUCACCCUUCGCCUUCACAACCUAGCAAAGCCCUCGCCCCCAAAGCAGCUGGUGGUUUCCAUGUCUGCAUCUGAGGAGCUCCAUGUGGUGUGGAGCCCGCCGGAUGGUGAAACGCCACCCCAGUGCCUGGAGUACGAGGUUCAGCUGGCAGAAGAUCAGGGGGAGGCCAAGGCUGCCUGGGCGUCUGUGUCAACCCAAAUGGAGACUGCUUUAACAAUUUCCAGAGCAAAUCAAAGCAUUCCAUGUGUUCGUGUCAGGGGGAGAACAAAUAUUUUCUGUGCUGACGAGGGCUUUUGGAGUGAAUGGACGCAAGAGUGUUUCUCUGUGUCCAGAAAAGAGGACAAGCAGCUAUUUAUCCUCAUUCCAGUCAUUCUGAGUUUGUCAAGUAGUCUCAUAAUAUUUAUGUUGAUUGGCCAGUGCAAGAAAAGAUCCCCAGCAGGAAAGCCAUUGCAUGCAUCAGUGGGAUGUUAACUCUGCUUGCAACUGCUGUACCACUUGUGUUUGAUGGAUUGCUCUUAGAACAUCAUCCCAAGGACAGAUGAGAAGCCCUGAGCUUUCUAUAGCCCACGUGGGUCUUCCCUACCUGCUGCCAUUUGCAAGGUUGGUUGUUGCAAUUCAAGACCUCAAUGGG
Molecule: messenger RNA, 1297 nt
Organism: Pygoscelis adeliae (Adelie penguin)
Lineage: Eukaryota; Metazoa; Chordata; Aves; Sphenisciformes; Spheniscidae
Gene: IL13RA2
Product: interleukin 13 receptor, alpha 2
Exons: 9
Coding region: 1-1137 (378 amino acids)
Biological process (GO): cytokine-mediated signaling pathway
Cellular component (GO): external side of plasma membrane
Molecular function (GO): cytokine receptor activity; protein binding
Source: RefSeq, a predicted model, not a curated record